UCUCAUGCACUCUCCCACUUGUUUUCUACUCAAACCCAUUUUCCUUCAUGCCUUGUCUUCCUUUUUCCAUCUUCUAUUGUUGGCAAUGGUUUUGGUGCCAUUGCUUUGUAAGAGAAUCAUCACAGUAGAAUCCAAAGAGAAGAAAACUAAUAAUAAUAAUAAAGCUUUGUUUCAAAAGACUCUGUUUUGUUCUGUUGGUUUUUCAGCUUUCAACCUUUUCCUCUCUCUCAUCAACUACUUCAUUUGGUAUAGAACUAGUUUGACACAAGAAAAGCUUUUUACCCUUUUGGAUUUGGCUCUCAAAACUGUUUCUUGGGGUGUUCUUGCUAUUUCCAUGCAUAAUGAUCAUAGAAGAUUUCCCUUACUACUAUUCAGAAUUUGGUGUGCCUUCUACCUGUUUGUUUCUUGUUCUUCCUUUAUAGUGGACAUCAUUGUUCUUAUUCUAUACAAAAAACAUGUUCCUUUACCACCUCAGUGCAUAGUUUCUGAUGUGGUAGCUACUCUUGUUGGCUUGUUUUUUUGUUAUGUUAUGUGUUUUGUGAAGAAUGAUGAGUGUGAAGAUAUCAGCACCAUUGAGGAACCUCUAUUGAAUGGUGAUGAUCAUGCUUCUUCCAUGGAGAAAAAAGAGACUAAUAGAGGGGGAGAAACCGUUACGCCUUAUUCGAAUGCUGGAAUUCUCAGCAUUCUAACAUUCUCUUGGAUUGGUUCUCUUAUAGCUCUUGGUAAUAAGAAAAUCUUAGACCUUGAGGAUGUUCCACAACUAGAUUCCAGAGAUAGUGUUGUUGAAGCUUUUCCAGCUUUCAAGGAAAAGGUUGAAGCAGAUUGUGGUGGAACAAACCACAUAACCACUCUUAAGCUUGUGAAAUUGCUAGUAGUUUCAGCAUGGAAAGAGAUUCUGUUCACUGCAUUUCUUGCAUUGUUGAACACUUUGGCUUCUUAUGUUGGUCCUUAUCUUAUUGAUGCUUUUGUUCAGUUUCUUGAUGGAAAACAACUCUAUGAAAAUCAGGGCUAUGUUUUGGUUUCUGCAUUUUUUGUAGCAAAGAUUGUUGAAUGUCUUUCACAAAGGCAUUGGUUCUUUAAGUUGCAACAAAUCGGAAUCCGAAUCAGAGCACUGCUUGUGACAAUGAUCUAUAACAAAUCAUUGACCCUGUCUUGUCAAUCAAAAAAGGGACAUACUUCAGGGGAGACAAUCAACUUGAUGACGGUUGAUGCCGAAAGAAUCGGUGUUUUCAGUUGGUACAUGCAUGAUUUAUGGCUAGUAAUAUUGCAAGUUUCAUUAGCAUUAUUGAUUUUGUAUAAGAAUCUUGGCAUUGCUUCAAUUGCUGCGUUUUUUGCAACAGUUUUUGUAAUGUUGGCAAAUAUCCCUUUAGGAUCAUUGCAAGAGAAGUUCCAAACAAAGUUGAUGGAAUCAAAAGAUACAAGAAUGAAGGCAACAUCAGAGGUUCUUAGGAACAUGAGGAUCCUCAAAUUACAAGGAUGGGAAAUGAAGUUUCUAUCUAAGAUAAUUCAACUCAGAAAAACUGAACAAAUGUGGCUAAAAAAAUUUGUUUACACUUCAGCCAUGACCACAUUUGUGUUUUGGGGUGCUCCAACAUUUGUUUCUGUUGUUACUUUUGGCACCUGCAUGCUUGUAGGGAUUCCACUUGAAUCAGGGAAAAUCUUAUCAGCACUUGCUACAUUCAGAAUUCUUCAAGAGCCUAUAUACAAUCUUCCAGAAACAAUUUCAAUGAUUGCACAAACUAAGGUUUCUCUUGAUAGGAUUUCGUUGUUCCUUCGCCUCGAAGACUUGCAAUUCGAUGUUGUAGAGAAGCUUCCAUUAGGUACUUCUGAUAAAGCUAUUGAAGUAACUAACGGAAACUUCUCUUGGGAUUUAUCUUCUUCAGUUACAACAUUGAAGAACAUAAAUCUAAGUGUUUUUCAUGGCAUGAAAGUUGCUGUUUGUGGCACUGUUGGAUCAGGAAAAUCUACAUUACUCUCUUGUAUAUUAGGAGAAGUACCAAAGGUUUCAGGAACUCUAAAAGUGUGUGGUAAGAAAGCAUAUGUUGCUCAAUCACCAUGGAUACAAAGUGGGAAAAUUGAAGAUAAUAUAUUGUUUGGUAAGAAGAUGGAUAGGGAAAAGUAUGAGAAGAUUCUUGAAGCUUGUUCCUUGAAGAAGGAUCUUGAGACUUUGUCAUUUGGGGACCAAACAAUUAUAGGUGAACGUGGGAUAAAUUUGAGUGGUGGACAAAAACAAAGGAUUCAAAUAGCUCGUGCUUUAUAUCAAGAUUCUGAUAUAUAUCUAUUUGAUGAUCCUUUUAGUGCUGUUGAUGCUCAUACAGGUUCUCAUCUCUUUAAGGAAUGUUUGUUAGGCCAUUUGAGUUCAAAGACAGUAGUUUAUGUUACUCAUCAAGUAGAGUUCUUACCUGCUGCUGAUCUUAUAUUGGUCAUGAAAAUUGGAAAAAUUACUCAAUGUGGAAAGUAUAUUGAAUUGCUUAACAAUGGAACUGAUUUUAUGGAACUUGUUGGUGCACAUAAAAAAGCUUUGUCCACACUUGAUUCAACAAGUACCUUUGAACAAGAUAUUAGUGUCUCUAAUGCUCAUGUUGUGGAACAAAAAGAGGCAAGAAAAGAUGAUCAAAUUGGUAAUAAAAUAGACAUCAAUGAUCAUAGUGAGCCAAAAGGCCAGCUAGUUCAAGAAGAAGAAAGAGAGAAAGGUAAAGUUGGGUUUUUGAUAUAUUGGAAAUACAUCACCACAGCAUAUAGAGGGAUUCUUGUUCCAUUCAUAUUGUUGGCUCAGAUUCUGUUCCAAACUCUCCAAAUUGGAAGCAACUAUUGGAUGACUUGGGCUACACCAAUCUCACAAGAGGAUCCAUCACCUGUUGAAGGAUCAAUUCUUAUAAUUGUUUAUGUUGCUUUGGCUAUUGGAAGUUCUUUCUGCAUUCUUGCUAGAGCUAUGCUUCUUGUUACUGCCGGUUACAAAACUGCUACACUGCUAUUCAAUAAGAUGCACUUCUGCAUUUUCCGCGCACCAAUGUCAUUCUUUGAUUCUACUCCAAGUGGUAGAAUUCUCAAUAGAGCUUCUACUGACCAAAGUUCUGUUGAUACUGACAUUCCAAAUCAAAUUAGUUCAGUUGCCUUCACUCUCAUACAGCUUCUUGGAAUCAUAGCAGUGAUGUCUCAAGUUGCAUGGCAAGUUUUCUUUGUAUUCAUACCUGUCAUUGCAGCCAGCAUAUGGUACCAGCAAUAUUACUUACCAGCAGCGCGAGAACUAUCGCGCUUAGUUGGAGUAUGCAAAGCGCCAGUGAUUCAACACUUUGCUGAAACAAUCUCUGGUGCAUCAACAAUUAGAAGCUUUGAUCAGCAGUCUAGAUUUCAGGAAACAAAUAUGAAACUUUCGGACGAAUAUUCUCGGCCGAAAUUCAAUGUUACUGGUGCUAUGGAAUGGCUGUGCUUUCGCUUAGAUAUGUUGUCUUCAAUCACAUUUGCAGUUUCCUUGAUAUUCUUGGUAUCUAUUCCAAAAGGAGUCAUAAAUCCAAGCAUUGCUGGUUUAGCUGUUACCUAUGGACUAAAUUUAAACAUGGUGCAAGCUUGGGUUGUAUGGAAUCUAUGCCGCUUAGAAAACAAGAUCAUAUCGGUAGAAAGGAUUAUGCAGUAUACUUGUGUUCCUAGUGAGCCUCCCCUUGUUGUAGAAGAAAAUAGACCAGAUCCUUCUUGGCCAUUAUAUGGUGAGGUUGAUAUACAAAACUUGCAGGUUCGUUAUGCUUCACACCUUCCACUUGUGUUGCGCGGUAUCUCAUGCACAUUUUAUGGAGGACUGAAAACUGGGAUUGUUGGAAGAACAGGAAGUGGUAAAUCAACUCUCAUACAAACUCUAUUCCGAAUCGUCGAACCAGCUGCUGGGAGAGUUAUGAUUGAUGGCAUCAACAUAUCAUCAGUAGGACUUCAUGAUUUGAGGUCUAGACUUGGCAUUAUUCCUCAAGAUCCAACCAUGUUUGAAGGGACAGUUAGAAACAAUUUGGACCCUCUUGAAGAGUACACUGAUGAACAAAUUUGGGAGGCCUUAGAUAAGUGUCAACUUGGAGAUGAAGUUAGAAAGAAAGAAGGAAAGUUGGACUCUCCAGUUAGCGAGAACGGCGAAAAUUGGAGCAUGGGACAGAGGCAAUUGGUGUGCCUAGGUAGGGUGCUGCUAAAGAAGAGCAAGAUAUUGGUUCUUGAUGAAGCAACUGCAUCAGUUGAUACUGCUACAGACAAUUUGAUUCAACAAACUCUUAAGCUGCAUUUUGCUGACUCUACAAUCAUAACCAUUGCGCAUAGAAUCACUUCUAUUCUUGACAGCAAUAUGGUCUUGCUUCUUCAUCAAGGAGUUAUUGAAGAGUAUGAGUCACCUUCAAAAUUGCUAGAGGAUAGGUGUUCUUCUUUUUCCCAACUUGUGGCAGAAUAUUCCACUAGGUCCAAGUCAAGUUUUGAUAAAUAUGUUGAUCAAUGAAGAUUCUUUUGAGAAAUCUGUUAAAUCAGUUAAUGUAAUUUGUUUCAUAACUUGCACUCAGUUCAUGUUAGAUGCAAUGAAGUUCUGAUGGGCCUAUAAUGGGUCAUAUAUUGGGCUG
Molecule: messenger RNA, 4583 nt
Organism: Arachis duranensis
Lineage: Eukaryota; Viridiplantae; Streptophyta; Magnoliopsida; Fabales; Fabaceae
Product: ABC transporter C family member 3
Exons: 10
Coding region: 5-4465 (1486 amino acids)
Biological process (GO): transmembrane transport
Cellular component (GO): vacuolar membrane; plant-type vacuole
Molecular function (GO): ATP binding; ATP hydrolysis activity; ABC-type transporter activity
Source: RefSeq, a predicted model, not a curated record